CUACAGUCUAUUUAGUAUCGAGAUCAGAUUCUUAUAGUUGUCCUCAGCGAGUGCCUCUCACAGAGGACAAAGUAGGGCCCGUUGUCAGACGAUUAUCACAGCAAUCAGAACGACGGAAAUCAGAGGAACGUCGCAAAUCAAUAGCAUCACUUGAGAAGGCAGCAGUAGCUGAACAAUUCACAUAUAUGCAGCAAGGAAAAUUACCCACCAACCGACAGAUACACUCCAUCAUUAGCAGGUUCUUGAACAGUGAUGUGAUUAAAGAACAGCCGAUAUCAGAAGAUGGACAGUAUGUGCUCAAAGAUAUACGAGGUCUUUUAGACGUGCUCCAAAGGGCGCUUGAUACUAAAAACCCAGAUGAACUCUUGCAAUCCAUGAUUUUCCAUGCAAAGCGAGCAUCCGAAUUACAAGACAUGGAACCUUCAGGAGUGAAGCUCUUGACGACUUUAAAAGUGAUCAGGCACUGUCUAUUUGACUCACGCUUCAGAUCUCUAUUGAGCACCAUAUUGUUAAUCGCUCAGAACAUUCUAUCUAAAAACGCCGCUAGCCACUCAAAUGACAAAGGGAAAGGUGUAGCUGAUAGGAUAUUACCUGAGCAUGUUGUAGAAGAUCUACGAGGCUCGAAUCCAGACCUCUUGCGGAAUAAUGACGUUAAUGAGGACGACCUUAUUUCUCAUUUGAAAAACAUAUUUGAUCUAGUUAAAGAAAACCCAGAGUACAAAUCAUCACUUGAAGCAUUGUUGACACUCGUCGUCAUCUGGACCAUCCGUCUGUCCUCUCAGCCUAUAAAGCAACUAAGCAACCAAAACGGUGCAGGCAAAGCCUUUGAUUACACUAAUCCGAAUUUGAAUAUACCGGAUUGGGAAUUGGCAGCUCUAGAAGCUAAAAGAAUCCUCGAAAGGUGGUCAAGAGAUAUUCGACUUGAUCCAUUCAUCAAGGACUUGAAUAACUUGGCAUGCAUUGUAAAAACAGAUGAGAAGCUGUAUGAUUUGUAUAUUAAAGCGAGAAUACUUAUACAUGAAACGCUGGAUGAUGAGUUCAAUAAAAGCUCUUGGUCGUCAUUUAUUCAAGAGAUUCAAGACUCUGGUGUCGUCAACAGUUAUCAGAAAAUGAUGACGAAUCUUAUUCAUGAAGCUCAGAGUAACAUACAAGCCUUUAAGGAAGAUCCUCUCUCAAAAGAAAUAUCACAAAGACUUCAAUCGAUCCAUCAACGUCUGUGGUAUACUAAAUGGAAUGGAAUGGCCACUUUGAAGCCUCACUUGUUGGAUGACCUUAAGAUGACAUUGCUUCCUGCACUCAUCGAACAGAUCAAAUAUGUUCCUUUGCCUCCAUUUACCAUUCGUGAAAGUAAAGAAAAUACAAUGGUCAUUAGCAAUAUGGUUCUGUCGGGCGAUACAUUAAUGCCUGAGACUAUUGAACUAAAGUUGGAUGACAACUUACGCUUCCACCCAAAGUCCAAAGUAGUAUCAACCAGUGUUCAAGGUUUACUCCUCCAUCUUUAUGACAUAGAGACGAUCAUGGAAGACGUUAAAUUUCAGUACAAGCGUAAAGUCGGAUUCUUUGAUAUAACAGACUUGGGGGUUGCUACGGUUCACAUUCAUGGGCUAAAACUAUCCGUGAAAGUGGCAAGUGACUCUAUGGAUAAACUGCAUCGGUUCCAGUUACAGCACUGCUUCUGUCACAUCAAUAAACUUGACAUAAGAAUAAAGGAAAGCAAGCAUGGAAACUUUUAUAAAGUAUUCAAUCCUGUAUUGACAAAUGUUGUCAAGCGCCAAAUUACAAAGGAAAUCGAAAACAAAGUUAUUGGAAUAUUUCAUAAAGGAGAUGAAAAGUUAACCAAGCAUCUGGGUGGCAGAAGAAAUAGUAAAAACAAAGACAAGAGGCGUGGUAGCUUCUUUUCACAAGUAGCACAAGUAGUCAAUCAUAAGUUUGCUAAUGGUCUUAAAUAAAUGUGGUUAUUAUUCUUUAUUAUCUAUGAUUUUAUAUUUUCUCUUUACACAAUGUCAUUUAUAGGACAAGAU
Rhizopus microsporus ATCC 52813 is the source of this 2021-nucleotide messenger RNA. RefSeq lists its product as uncharacterized. Bases 186 to 1949 code for a protein of 587 amino acids. The record is from RefSeq and is a predicted model, not a curated record. Lineage: Eukaryota; Fungi; Mucoromycota; Mucoromycetes; Mucorales; Rhizopodaceae. The transcript has 6 exons. Gene Ontology annotation, molecular function: lipid binding.